CAUCUGCUCCUCUGCAAACAGCAACAAGGCCCACCCCAUCACAAAUGCCAUUGAUGGGACCGAGCGCUGGUGGCAGAGCCCCCCUCUUUCCCGGGGGCUGGAGUUCAACCAGGUCAACGUCACUUUGGACCUUGGACAGCUCUUCCACGUGGCAUAUGUCCUGAUCAAAUUUGCCAAUUCCCCUCGUCCUGACCUUUGGGUGCUGGAGCGAUCAACUGAUUUCGGCCUCACCUACGAGCCCUGGCAGUAUUUUGCCUCUUCCAAGAGGGACUGCAUUGAGAAGUUUGGACAGCACACCGUGGAUCGUAUCACCAGGGAUGACCAUGCCAUCUGCACUACUGAAUACUCCCGGAUCGUGCCUUUGGAAAAUGGGGAGAUUGUUGUCUCCCUGGUCAAUGGGCGACCCGGAGCCAUGAACUUCUCCUACUCUCCUCUCCUGCGGAAUUUCACGAAAGCCACCAACAUCAGACUGCGCUUCCUGCAGACAAACACUCUGCUCGGGCACCUGAUGGGCAAAGCUUUGAGGGACCCUACGGUGACAAGGAGGUAUUACUACAGCAUCAAAGAUAUCAGCAUCGGCGGGCGCUGUGUCUGCCACGGCCACGCAGACGUCUGUGAUGCCAAGGACCCCAAUGACCCUUACAGGCUGCAGUGUGACUGCCAGCACAACACCUGCGGCGGGUCCUGCGAUCGCUGCUGCCCCGGCUACAACCAGUUCCCGUGGAAACCUGCCACUGCCGACAGCGCAAACGAGUGCCAGCCUUGCAAUUGCAAUGGCCAUGCCUAUGACUGCUACUACGACCCAGAGGUGGAUCGCCACAAAGCCAGCAGGAGUCGUGAAGACAAGUUUGAAGGGGGAGGUGUUUGUAUUGACUGUCAGCAUCACACCACCGGCAUCAAUUGCGAGAGAUGCAUCCCGGGAUACUAUCGGUCCCCUGACCACCCCAUCGACUCUCCAUACAUUUGCUAUCGCUGUAACUGUGAGUCUGACUUCACUGAUGGCACCUGUGAGGACCUCACUGGCCGCUGCUACUGCAAACCCAACUACACUGGGGAGCUCUGUGAUGCCUGUGCUGAGGGAUACCUCAACUUUCCCCACUGUUACCCUGUUCCAGCUUUCACUCACAACGAUACUGGAGAACAAGUGCUUCCUGCAGGACAGAUAAUAAACUGCGAUUGCUACGCUGGUGGGACAGAAGGCAACGCCUGUCGCAAGGACCCUCGUGUGGGGAUGUGUGUGUGCAAGCCCAACUUCCAGGGAACACAGUGUGACCAGUGUGCCCCAGGCCACUAUGGACCCAGCUGCCAGCCCUGCCAGUGCUCUGGCCCUGGUCAGUAUGAUGGCACCUGUGACAGCGAGACCGGGCAGUGUCUGUGCCGAACAGGAUUUGAAGGGCACUUGUGUGACCAGUGUGCUCCAGGCUACUUCAACUACCCUCUGUGCCAGUUGUGUGGUUGCAGUGCUGUUGGGACGCUGCCGGGAGGCUGUGACUCCGUCGGGAAUUGUUUCUGCAGACCCGAGUUUGCUGGGCCACGGUGUGAGCAGUGCAGUCCUGGGUACCACUCCUACCCCCACUGCUAUGCUUGCUCCUGCGAUUCCCGGGGUGCUGUGGACAACAACUGCAGCCCAGCUGGCCAGUGCCGAUGCCACAUGAAUUUUGCAGGACACACCUGCAACCAGUGUGCCCUGGGCUUCUACGGGUACCCCAGCUGCACUCCUUGCCAGUGCUCCCCGGAGGGCUCCCUGCACAGCACCUGUGACCAGGACACGGGGCAGUGCAGCUGCCGGCCCAAAGUGACGGGGCUGCGCUGCGACAGCUGCGUGCCAGGAGCCUAUGGAUUCCCCCACUGCGAAGUGGGCUCCUGUAACCCAGCAGGGUUGGAGAUUGCAGAUCCCUCGCUGGCCCCGGGCUCCUGUGCGUGUCGGGCAUAUGUUGAAGGCCCAGCUUGUGACAGAUGCAAGCCUGGAUACUGGAACCUGACUCCAGAGAAUCCCUACGGCUGCCUGAACUGCAAGUGUGACACCAAGGGCACCAUCAGCAGAAUCGCAGAGUGCCGGCAGGGCGACGGGCAGUGCUUCUGCAAACCCAACGUGUGCGGGCAGUUCUGCUCGGCAUGCAGGGACGGCUACUUCAAUGUGGAGAAUGCAAAUUACUUUGGGUGCCAAGGCUGCCGGUGCGACGUCGGCGGGUCCCUGGGGCCGUCCUGCGAGGAGCGGAGCGGAGCCUGUCGCUGCCGGCAGAGCACGCGCGGUCCCACCUGCACCCAACCUGCGCGGGACCAUUAUUUCCCUGACCUUCACCACUUGAAAUUCGAGCUGGAAGAAGGCACCACACCGUCUGGCCGUGCCGUGCGCUUUGGCUACAACCCCCUGGAGUUUGAGGGCUUCAGCUGGCGAGGAUAUGCACAGAUGUCCUCCAUCCAGCCCAAGGUAGUGGUGACUCUCAAUGUGACCUCCCCCGACCUCUUCCGCCUCGUCUUCCGCUACGUCAGCCGGGGGCCCGCCAGUGUGGAAGGGAGGGUCUCGGUCGUUGAGGAAGGAAAGUUUAAUGUUUGUGGCAACUGUACAGAGCAGACCAAGCAGAUUGUCUUUGCUCCCAGCACGGAGCCAGCCUUUGUCACCGUCCCCCAGAACAGCUUUGGGGAGCCCUUCGUACUCAACCCCAGCACCUGGUCUCUGGUUGUUGAAGCAGAGGGUGUGCUGCUGGACUAUCUGGUUUUGCUACCCAGCUCAUACUACGAAGCACCAAUCCUGCAGCUAAAGGUCACAGAGCCAUGUACCUACCAACCAGCCCCUGAACAAGCCACCCAGAACUGCCUCCUGUAUCAGUACCUGUCCAUGGACGGCUUCCCUGCUGUGUCAGGGGUGGAUGCCGUGUGCAGGCUGGACAACAGGCUCCCCAGGUUGUGUCCCACAGAGCAGCUCACCCCCUCCCACCCACGGAUGGCCACCUGCAGUGGCAGUGAUGUGGAAGUCCAGCUGUCCCUGCCUGUUGCCCAGCCUGGGAAGUACGUGCUGGUGGUGGAGUAUGCCAACACCAACGCCCUGCAGACGGUGGGCAUUGCCGUGAGCUCACCACACUCAGCCAUGCAACAGGGCACGUUCACCUUCUACCCCUGUGUCUACAGUUUCCUUUGUCGAGGGAUUGCUGUGGAUUCCCAGAGCCGUAUGGCAACUUUUGAACUCACCUCGGAGGCCACCAUUCGGUUCACCUCUGAUCUGGCUGACUUCUUCCUGCACAAGGUGUACCUCAUCCCUGCUGCACAGUUCACCAUGGAGCUCAUCGAGCCGAAGGUGCAUUGCAUCAGCGUCCAUGGCACAUUCUCCUCCAACAGCAGCUCCUGUGUCCCCUCAAGGUUCCUGAAGCUCUCUCAGUCGAUCAUUUUGGAGGGGGCCCAGGCUCUGCCCAUUGCCCCUGACGUCCCCCUGGCUCAGGCUGUCCAUGUGGUUCCAUCUGGGGUCCCAGUGGAGCCUGCUCCUCGUCCUCCCACAGCGAUGGACCCCACUGCAGAGCUCAUCCUCCUGCAGUCCCCACAGGCUGCAGUGGUGUUCAACAGCCGGAUCCAGAGCCUGGGACGCUAUGCUUUCAUCCUGCACUACUACCAGCCCAACCAUCCCACCUUCCCUGUGGAAGUGCUGAUCAACGGGGGGCGCAUCUGGCAAGGUCAGACCAACGCGAAUUUUUGCCCACACGGCUACGGGUGCCGGAGCCUGGUAGUUUCUGAGGACCAGAUUGUCCUGGAUGUCACCGAUAAUGAUCUGACUGUGGUUGUUCGAGUGCCAGAGGGCAAGCAGCUGUGGCUGGAUUACAUCCUUGUGGUGCCUGAGGACAGUUACAGCUCUCAGUACCUGCAGGAGGAACCCCUGGACAAGUCCUAUGAUUUCAUCAGCAGCUGUGGCAUCAACAGCUUCUACAUCAACCCCAGCACGUCGUCGAGGUUCUGCCGCGACUCUGCCAUCUCCCUGUCCCUGUUCUACAACAACGGGGCCCAGCCGUGCCGGUGCCACGAGGCCGGGGCUCGGGGCAGCCAGUGCGAGCCCUUCGGUGGGCAGUGUCCCUGCAAGUCCAACGUCAUCGGCCGGGAGUGCUCCCGCUGUGCCACCGGGUACUGGGGCUUCCCCAACUGCAGGCCCUGUGACUGUGGGACGCGUCUCUGUGAUGAAGUGACAGGGCAGUGCAUCUGCCCUCCUCACACCCUGAAGCCAGAGUGUGUUGUCUGUGAACCCCAAACCUUUGGCUGCCACCCUCUCAUCGGCUGCGAGGACUGCAACUGCUCCCGGCCCGGCGUGCAGGACCUGACAGAGCCAGGCUGCGACGUGGACAGCGGGCAGUGCAGGUGCAAGCCCAACAUUAUUGGGCGACAGUGUGACCUCUGUGCCCCUGGCUACUACCACUACCCCGAGUGCCGGCGCUGUGACUGCCACCAGGCUGGCACCGAGGCGAGCACGUGUGACCCGGUCACAGGGCAGUGUCACUGCAAGGAAAAUGUGGAGGGCCUGAGGUGUGACCAGUGCCGCCUGGGGACAUUUUCUUUGGAUGCCACCAACCCCAAGGGCUGCACCAAGUGUUUCUGCUUCGGUGCGACCGAUCGCUGCCGCAGCGCGGAGAAGCACCGAGCUGAGUUUGUCGACAUGAACAGCGGGUGGCUCUUGUUGGGCAGCGACCGCCACGAAGUGCCAACCACUCUGAGCCUGAGGGAGCAGCUCAUCACCGCUGACCUCAAGAACCUCCCAGAUGCCUACCAGGAGCUGUACUGGGUUGCACCCAGCUCCUACCUUGGGGACCAGGUUUCCUCCUACGGAGGGCACCUGCGCUAUGAGCUGCACUCCAACCCACGGAGGGGUGACGUGUUCAUUCCCAUGGAGUCCCGCCCAGACGUGAUCCUGAAGGGAAACCAGAUGAGCAUUAUGUUUCUGGAAAGCACUUAUCCAUCCCCAGGGGAGGUGCAUGAAGGCCGGCUGCAGCUGGUGGAGGGUAACUUCAGGCACACAGAGACACACAACCCUGUGUCCAGAGAGGAGCUCAUGAUGGUGCUGGCAAACCUGGAACAGCUGCAGAUCCGGGCACUCUUCUCCCAGCUCUCUUCCUCCGUGUCCCUGCGCCGCGUGGUCCUGGAGACGGCAACAGACACAGCUACAGGCAUCCGUGCCAGCAACGUGGAGCUGUGCUUUUGCCCAGCUAACUACCAGGGAGAUUCCUGCCAGGAAUGCGCUCCAGGUUACUACAGGGACACCAAGGGGCUCUUUCUGGGAAAAUGCAUCCCCUGCCACUGCAAUGGCCACUCAGAUCAGUGCCUGCCAGGCUCUGGGAUAUGCCUUAACUGCCAGCACAACACAGAAGGAGACCACUGUGAGCGAUGCAAGAAUGGCUACAUGGGCAACCCCUCUACCCAAGAGCCCCUGCAGUGUGUUGGGUGUCCGUGCCCUCUUUCAGUUGCCUCCAACAAUUUUGCCGUUGGCUGUGUCAACAAGGGCUCCAACAUGCAGUGCCUCUGCAAGCCUGGCUACACUGGACCCAACUGUGAGCGGUGUGCCCCAGGAUACUAUGGCAAUCCCUUGGUGAUCGGCAGCUCGUGCCAGCCCUGCGACUGCAGCGGGAACACGGAUCCCAACAUGCUGUUCAGCAGCUGUGACUCCCUGACGGGCGCCUGCUCGGGCUGCAUGCACCACACGGCCGGCGCGCACUGCGAGGUCUGCGCCCCUGGCUACUACGGGGACGCCGUGGUAGCCAAGAACUGCACACAGUGCAACUGUUCACCUUGUGGGACUGACUCCUGCCACCCACGAACUGGCCAGUGCUUCUGCAAGACUGGAGUGACAGGCUUGCACUGCGACCGCUGUGAGGAGGGAUACUACGGCUUCGAGGGAUGCUCGGGCUGCCAGAGGUGUGACUGUGAUGUGGGCGCUGUGGGGAGCAGCUGCCACGAGCAGAGUGGGCAGUGCAGCUGCCUGCCCGGCGUCAGCGGCUCCCGCUGCCAGCAGUGCGCCCCGGGAUACUGGGGCUUCAGCCAGAGCGGCUGCACAAAGUGUGAGUGCAGAGGGGGCUCCUGCGACCCACGCACCGGGGAGUGCACGUGCUCCAACGGGCUGACGGGGAAGCAGUGUGAUGUCUGCAUGCACAAGUACGAGAUCCCCGUGGCCAACAGCCCCGACGGCAUGAGGUGUGAAGUGUGUGACAGCUGUGUCCUACUCCUGCUGGAGGACCUGCAGAGCAUCGAGAUGUCCUUCCCCUCCAUCCGCGGCCAGCUAGUCAACCUCAACGCCAGCUCCAUCGCCUGGGCUCGCCUCCACGGCCUCAACAGCACGAUAGUGGCCAUUGCUAACCAGCUCCGGGAGUCCCACAGAGCCAUGAGCAGGAUCAGGCAAAGGGCUGACGAGUUGGAGGAUGAUAACAUGGAUCUCACACAGGACCUGAAUGCACUGCAGCACAAAAUGACCAUGACUCACAGAGAAGCGAUCCGUGUUGAUCAGAACACGAAGGAGACCCACCAGAGGGGGGAACAGCUCCUGCUGCACAUCCAAAGCAUCCAGAGGGACAUUGCAGACCUGGUGAGGCAGAUGACCAGAUUUGGGGCAGCAAACACCAGCACCACCUCCACUGAGGAGUUCCGUCAGAAGAUGGCCGAGGUGGAAAGCAUGCUGAGGGAGAUGAGGGGGCGCAGCCUGGGCAGCCAGGAGGAGAUGGCAAAGCGUGAGCACGAGGAGGCUCAGAAGUUGCUGCAUCGGGUGAGGAGUGAGCUGCACGCCCGCUGGCAGUCCAACCAGGACCUGGUGAGCAGCAUCCAGGACCGGCUGGCACAGCACAGCUCCCAGCUGAUGGACCUGCGCGAUGCCCUCAACGAGGCUGUGAACAAAACCAGGCAGACAGAGGACUUGAACAGCCUGAACCGAAACAACCUGGAGGAGAGCCAGCAAAAGAGCCAGGAACUCCAAAAGCAGCACGGGCUGGUGCAGGAGACCCUGCGGAUGGCCAAGGACGCCCUGGGCCAGGUCUCCGACUUCCUACAGAAGAUGGAGCAAGCAAAGGAGGCCUACGAGAAGCUGGCGGCACUGCUGGAUGGGGCAAAGCUGCCCCUGACUGAGCGGGUCAAGAAAUUCUCCCCAGCCAGCAGCAAGAUCCCCAUCGUGGAGCAGGCAGAGGAGCAUGCCCGGCUCCUGGAUGAGCUUGCAAGGAACCUGUCCAGCAUUAUCCAGGGCACAAACCAGGAUGGCUUUAUCCAGCGGGCGAUCGAUGCCUCCAAUGCCUACGCCAGCAUCAUUGAAGCUGUGAAGAAAGCAGAGCAAGCAGCCCACGAUGCUGAUGAGGCAGCCAGCGAGGCCUUGAUGAAUGUCAUGUCAGAAAAUCUUGGGGCCGUCUCCAAAGUGCUGAAAAGGAACAGCAGCAGCCUGGAGGAGGCUGUGAGGAGAGAGCAGACCAAACUAAAUGGAGCUAUUAAAGGCACUCUGCAGACAGCAAAGGACAAGCUGGCUGACCUCCGUGUGAGGAAGGAGCAGCUCCUGACCCAGCUCCAGUCUGUGCAGGACAUGCUGGGCAGGGACCAAGAGGACACAAAGGAGACAAUCCAGAAUGCUAAAGCAGCUGCUGCUGAGGCCAACGAAACAGCUGCAAGAGUGGAAGAUACCCUGAGCACCAUGAAGAAGAACCUGGAUGAGUGGAAAGACCAGUACGGAGGCCUUCGAAAUGAAGACAUGAACCAGGCGGUCGAGGAUGCCAGGAAAUCUGUGUCCAGCCUGGAAAGCACCAUCCCACUGCUGCUGGAGAAGCUGAACAGCCUGGAGAACAGGAGGAACAAAAAUGCCACUGUGUCAGAGAACAUCGUGCGGAUCCGGCAGCUCAUCACGCAGGCGAGGAAUGCUGCCAGCAAGGUGAAAGUCCCCAUGAAGUUCAAUGGCAGCUCAGGGGUUCAGGUCCGGAUGCCCAGCAACCUGCAGGAUUUGGCAGCCUACACAUCUCUCAAAUUCUACAUCCAAAACCCUGAGCCCAAGAGCCAGCAGGACGAGACAGAGGAGGGGCGGUUCGUGUUGUACCUGGGCAGCAGGGAGGCCACAGGAGACUACCUGGGCAUUGUGCUCAAGGACCGCAGAGUGCAGUGGAUCUACAAACUGGGCGAUGAGGAACCAGCCUCCCUGAGUGUCGACGAGGAUAUUGGAGAGCAAUUUGCCACCAUCAGCAUCAAUAGGAUCCUGCAGUACGGGCACAUGUCGGUGAUCGUGGAGAGGCAGACGGUGCACGAGACCAAGGGAGACAGCGUGGCCAAGGGGGAGCAGGGGCUGCUCAACCUCGACCCGCGCAACGUGGUCUUCUACGUGGGGGGCUACCCCUCCAGCUUCACGCCUCCUCCCGCUUUGCGCUAUCCCAACUACCGGGGGUGCCUGGAGCUGGACACUCUGAACGAGGAGGUGGUGAGCCUGUACAACUUCCAGCACACCUUCGAGCUGGACACCACUGCUGAGAAACCCUGCGCAAGGUCCAAGUCCACGGGAGACCCCUGGCUGACUGACGGUUCCUACUUUGAUGGCACCGGUUACGCAGAGAUCAAGUUUGAGAGCCAGUUUGGCACAACCAAGCGCUUCGAGCAGGAGAUCCGUGUGGUCUCCUACAAUGGCAUCAUCUUUUUCCUGGAGAACCAGGGUCAGUUCCUGUGUCUGGCCAUCCGGGAUGGGAAGCUGGUGCUUUACUACGACUUCAGCUCUGGCCUGGAGAUGGCAAAACCCAGCAACUCCUCCUCCCUCACCAUCAGCAGCACCACGAACAAAGCGAUCCAGAUUUUCCUUCUCAAAAUGAAUAACAAGAAGCGCAUCCUGGUGCGGCUGGAGCGCCUCACCAUCUUCGUGGUGGAGCAGGAGAACUCCCUGGAGAAUGCUGUCUCCUACUACCUGGGUGGUGUUCCCCCAGCUGUGCUGCCUCCCAGCUUGAAAGCGCUUUUCCCCACGGGUGGGCCCAUCCGGGGCUGCAUGAAGGGCUUGAAGGCUCUAGGAAAAUAUGUCGACCUGAAGCGCAUGAGCACCGUCGGCGUGAGCUACGGCUGCACCUCGGACCUCCUGGUUGCCCGUUCAGUCAGUGUCCAUGGCCACGGCUACCUGACCCUGGCUCUGAAGGACGUGCCGGGGCUGCGGGACUUCUACAGCGGCUUCAGCUUCCGGACAAGCCAGCGUGAGGGGCUGCUCUACCACCACACCACCCAGGAGGGGACGUGCCAGGUGUCCCUCCAGAGGGGCCAGCUGGCCUUGAACCUGCUGGGAACUGAAGUCACCACUGGCAAUGCCUAUGCAGAUGACAGGGCCCACUACGUGGCCUUCUACAGCGAUGCCCGUGGGGUCCGGCUGUACGUGGAUGACGAGCUGCAGGACACAGCGACAGGCCCCGGGCCCAGCCGGCGGCAGCGGCGCCAGGACGGGCGGCAGCUCUUCCAACUCGGGGGUUCAGCAGAUCCGGGUGCCCUCAGCAACCUCACCGGCUGCAUCGGGAAUGUCUUCGUCAAGCGGGUGUCAGAGCCACAGAUGGUGGUGGACCUUCAGCAGAACGUGGAGAGCAUCAAUGUCACCAUGAGCUGUCUCUGGGGUGAACAGCCGCAGCAGCUCAGAGUGACUCCAAAGAAGGACAGGAGGAAACCCAAGGUGCCAGGCAAGCCUGCCCCCAAGGGUCGCCGCCACGACCAGGAUGGGCUCUGCCAGCUGCACCCCCAGCCCCGCGCAGCCAAGGGCACCUUCCGCUUUGGGGGGGCCCCGAGCAGUCGCUGGGAGUUUGAUGAGAUCCCAGCCUCCUUUGGGUGGAGGUCCCAUUUCUCCCUGGAGGUGAAGCUGAACUCUUCCAGUGGGUUGCUGUUCUACGUGGCGGGUGAGAGGGGCUCCUUCAUGGCUCUCUUUGUCUCCAACGGGCGCUUUGUCUUCCUGGUGGACGUGGGGGGCGCCGGCUGCGGAUCCCGCCAGCAGGGACAGUACCGGGGACCGGCCUGGCACCGGUUGAGGGCAGGGGUCUUCUUCAGCAGAGACCAGAGCCGGGCCCAGCUGGUCAUCGAUGGGCUGCGAGCCCAGGAUGCUGCAGUGGCCACCACAGGGCUCUUUGUGGCCCAGACCCCCUUGUAUGUGGGAGGGGUCCCAGCUGGAAAAGCCAAGGCUCACAUACCGGCUCCAUUGGCCUUCAGCUUUGAUGGCUGCCUGAGGAACCCACAGCUGGAUGGGAGGCCCCUUGGUCCCCCCUCACGCACCUUUGGGGUGACACCCUGCUAUGAGGGCGCAUUGGAGAGCGGGGUCUUCUUCGCUGUGGAUGGCGGGUCCAUCACCCUAGCUAAUGCAGUGGUGACUGAGCAGGACUUGGAGGUGACACUGGAGGUGCGUCCCUGCAGCACCUCUGGCCUCAUCUUCCACAUCGGCACAAGGAGAAGCCACUAUCUCCUGCUGUACAUGGAGGAGACCAAGGUCACUGUGAGAGCAAAUGCUGGGGCUGACGAGUUCUCUGCGUCGGUGACAUGCCCAUCUCUCUGUGACGGGCAGUGGCACACCAUCGCAGUUACCAAAUGGAAAAACAUAAUCCAAAUUGAUGUGGACACAGAAGGCAACCACACAGUGGGACCCAGCCAGCGUCCUGCACCCAGCACAAGGGCGACCUUCUCCAUGGGAGGGCUGCCAGAGACAGACAAGGCCAGUACAGGGCUGCUGUUACCUCCCCUCCCUCAUUACGUGGGCUGUGUAAGGAACCUGCUGAUUAACCGGAGGCACGUGGACCUGCCGCGAGCCGGGACUGCGAGGGGCUCCGUGGGCCUGAAGGGCUGCCCCGUGCUGUAAGUGCCACAUCCAUGCCCAGCCUGAGUGACACAACGCUGCUCCAGGUCCCGGUGUCACCACUCGAUGGCAUCGACCGUGCUCAGACACACUUGAACUCCAGUGACUGCAGGCACAAGUCUGGGCCACACGAGAGGGGCCACGAAUCCAAGGGGAAGGAGGGCAGGGGAGGACGGCUGGGGAGAAGGGGGCACUUUGGGGAUGUUUCACAGAUAGAACCAACAAGUCGGAGUGGGAUGUGGCGACAGGCAAGUCCUUCCCUGGUGGUGAAGCAUCUGCAGCAGGACUUGUGCUGCCAUGUGGCUCGUGAUGGGAGCGACUGCCCGUGACAGAGCGUGGGCUGGAGCACACGGCAGCGUGUCCUGGAUCCUGUUCCCUUCACCCCACACUCACAAUGCACAUAGAUUUAGUUCACAGAACACUCAAGGCUAUUAAUAAACUGUCACAGACUGUCUGCUGAUAAAGGCUGCAGGCAGUUUCUGUUUUAUCAUAAAUGCAAUUAGGACAAACUGGAUUAAUUCUGUCAGUUUUGUGGUUUUAUAAGCAAGGGCACAUUUAACCUCCCCCCGCCAAGGGCAGCCUCAGCUCACCUGCCACGCUACGAAAAGAGCUCUGCAAGGGGGAACUUGGACAAAAUUCUGUUCACAGAAUUAGCAUCUUCUAAUCAGAGUAAUUUAUAAAAAUCAAAAGAAAAGAACAGAAUAUCCUGGGAGAACUGCUGGGGGAAAGCAGAAACACAACCACCACUGACUCUGCAGUUGCAUUCAGCACUGGCAGUACAAUGACUAAAGUCCUGUUGUGUGAAGCAAGAAACUAUUGCUUGAAAGGGAAGAAAUAGAAAGGUUACCUCCACAUCUGGCCAGGUGUGCAAGGUGACACCUGGCCCUCACCCACCCUGGCUCCUGCUCGGCCUCCCUCACACCUGGUGUAGUGCAGCCUUCACUUGAAAACAGCUUUUUUCCCUCCCAAGACACCCAGUUCACUCGUGCACUUACACGUCAUUUAUAUAUUUGUGUGUGUAUAUAUAUAUAUCUGGCCACUUGGGGACAAAAUCUUGCUUCUGAAAUGGACUUGUAACUUAUAUCAUUAUAUUGUGGGGGUUUUUUUUAUGAGGGGUAAAUAUUGUAAAAUGGGUUUUUAACAUGUCCAUCCUAAACAAAUGUAAUUAUGACCUGUUUUUAAAGUUGUAGUAUUAAAAGAUGGUCUUUGUAAAUCA
Messenger RNA from Manacus vitellinus (golden-collared manakin), 11999 nucleotides. RefSeq names its product laminin subunit alpha 5 (gene LAMA5). NCBI's taxonomy places the organism in Eukaryota, Metazoa, Chordata, Aves, Passeriformes, Pipridae. The record is from RefSeq and is a predicted model, not a curated record. Gene Ontology annotation, molecular function: signaling receptor binding. Gene Ontology annotation, biological process: regulation of cell adhesion; regulation of embryonic development; cell adhesion. Gene Ontology annotation, cellular component: basement membrane.